Messenger RNA from Necator americanus (New World hookworm), 1635 nucleotides. RefSeq lists its product as uncharacterized. The transcript is spliced from 18 exons. Bases 1 to 1635 code for a protein of 544 amino acids. Lineage: Eukaryota; Metazoa; Nematoda; Chromadorea; Rhabditida; Ancylostomatidae. The record is from RefSeq and is a predicted model, not a curated record.
AUGACUUCAUCUCAAAAUAAUAACAAGAAACGACAACCAUAUUCUUUUGCAUGGUUUAGACAUGGAUGCUGCGUUCCCACAACGUCCGUCGUAUGGAUGAUCGUCGUUCUCUUUAUAUUCGCUAUGAUAACUGUUGUUUUUUGUUGCCUGGCUAUGUUCGUUGUAAGAUGGAUGUAUAAACGACGUAUACGAAAGAAAUCUGAAAGUUUACGAACACGAUAUACAAAAGAGGAUAACGUACGAAGGGAAUUGGAAAUGAGACUGAAAGAAAUCGCUUUACGACCAAUCCAAACUCGCCAUUUUCAUCCAUGCGGAGAUCCAGGACACGGUCCUCCAGUAGCGGAUGCGCAACGACCGAGUAGUUCUGAAGGAUACGCAGAAAAUGUUCCUCCAAAACAAGUUCCCAGAUCAGAUGCGCGUGAAAUUCAGGCUGGUGGUUCAGUUCCAGAAUUUACUACUGACGAUCUCAGAAAACGUGGUCUAUUCACCGGAUCAACACCGUUAACCAGCACUCAACAAGCACUAGUACCUGAUAGUUCUGGACAUGGUAGUACAACUGGGCAAAGUAGUAGUGAAAAAUUAGGAACAUAUCCUAAAUGUGUGAAAGAUCAUGUAGAAACAAGCACUACACAUCCAACAAUUUCCACUAGCACAGCAACAACAACUAAGGGAUCGUCCACGUUGGUGGAAGAAGUCCAAAUAGAUCCAUUUGACGUAGCCACCACAGUUCAUACUGUUGCCAAAAAUUAUCGAGGUCGAAUGGAUCGCUCACCGACACCACCAACACCUGGAUUUGUUCUUGUUUCGAGGAAACCUAAAAAUAAUGAAAAAGAAUGUACAAGCGAUAUUCUAGUGCCACCUGGCACUGCCAGUCGUACUUCGACCAUGACAACUACUACCAAAACAACCAGCACUGGAGUGACAUCAACAACAACGGGAACUACGCUUCCGUCGUCCACAACUAAAAAGAGAUCAGCCAGUGAAACUGAAACAACUCCAUGGGCUCUUCGCGAAUGUGAUACAGGGAAAAAACGUUGGAAAUCACCACAAACGGGAGAUGCCGUGAAAGUUAUAGAGAUAACUCCAAGUCAAGCACCAACAUGUUCCACAUCAUAUUUCCCAUAUUGGACGGCACAGAAGACCGUAUCGACAAGCGUUGAACCGAAUGUGUCACCAUCCGGACGAGCUCGUGGGACAAAAGUUGCGACAUCGGAGACUAGUUCAUGGAUGCCGUAUGGUACAAGCAGACAGAUCAGUAGCCAGUUCACAUCCACCACGUCUCCCAGAGAUACUACGAGAUGUUCUUCUCGUCCCGAAUUUUCUCCUCGCCCACGCGAUGUUUACGAACUUCGUCGAGAGCUGGAUCGUUUACGUACUAAUGAAAUCUCACGAGGAAUGAAGGAAUUGCUGGAAGAAGCACAUAAAUACCCAUGGGAGUCUUCAAAACCACCAUCCCUUCAAGUCUCAAGUGAUCCGGUUCGAUCUUCUCCACGUCAUGACGAGGCGGUCUCCACACCCGUACCGGCAGAACCUGCAUCAACGUAUCCGAGCACGUUUGCAGCGUUAAGAGCUGCGUUUCAAAGGAGUGGGGGUACAUCGAUAGAGAGCCAAAGUGGGAUAGGUGGCAAUAAUUGA